CUCUGCUUACCAGCAAGGCAUCUUCUCUUGCUUUGGGAGCACAGAGAGCCUUUCAUCAUGAGCUUCACUGGAAAGUACGAGCUCCAGUCCCAGGAAAAUUUUGAGCCUUUUAUGAAAGCCCUUGGGCUUCCCGAUGACCAGAUCCAGAAGGGCAAGGACAUGAAGAGCAUUUCAGAAAUCGUGCAGGAUGGGAAUAAGUUCAAGGUUACCGUCACCACUGGCUCCAAAGUGCUGAGCAAUGAGUUCACCAUCGGCGAGGAGUGUGAAAUGGAGCUGCUGACGGGAGAGAAAGCCAAGACUGUUGUUCACAUGGAGGGCAACAACAAGCUGGUUGCAACUCUGAAGGGGCUGAAAUCUGUCACCGAACUCAACGGAGACACCAUCACCCAUACAAUGACCAUGGGAGACCUCACCUGCAAGAGAAUCAGCAAGAGAAUCUAGAGACCCUCUGCACACCUAUCAUUUUACUGUGUAAAAUGUAUCCAUUAAAGUAAAAUUUAUAU
This is a messenger RNA of Cygnus olor (mute swan), 503 nucleotides long. It is a transcript of the gene FABP1, whose product is annotated as fatty acid binding protein 1. The coding region runs from base 58 to 441 and encodes 127 amino acids. Gene Ontology annotation, molecular function: fatty acid binding. Gene Ontology annotation, biological process: fatty acid transport. Gene Ontology annotation, cellular component: cytosol; nucleus. NCBI's taxonomy places the organism in Eukaryota, Metazoa, Chordata, Aves, Anseriformes, Anatidae. The transcript is spliced from 4 exons. The record is from RefSeq and is a predicted model, not a curated record.